Messenger RNA from Lactuca saligna, 462 nucleotides. Lineage: Eukaryota; Viridiplantae; Streptophyta; Magnoliopsida; Asterales; Asteraceae. The record is from the annotation of a GenBank genome assembly.
AUGGCAUCAUCAGAUGUGCAACAGUAUCUGAUAACCUCUAUGAUAAGUUUAUGUUGUGAUGUAGUGGACAUUUGGGAAGCCAUCAGAAAGAGAGAGGGAAUCAUGUUACUUAUAUCUUUUCUAGGUUUAUCAAGUGAAGAACAUCAAGAGUAUGUUGUCUGGCUGCUGGCAAUCCUAACAGAACAAAUAGACGAUAACAAGUGGGCAAUUACUGUUGUUGGUGGUAUUCCGCCACUUGUACAUUUACUAGAAACUGGAUCUGAUAAAGCGAGGGAGGAUGCAGCUUAUGUUCUGUGGAACUUAUGCUGUCACAGUGAAGAUAUCUAUGCAUGUGUUGAAAGUGCUGAAGCAAUUCCUGCUUUCCUAUGGUUCUUGAAAACUAGUGGAACAAAGGGACAAGAAGCCUCAGGGAAGGCACUAAGAAAGCUUAUACGCAAGGCAGAUGCUGCCACUAUUAAUUAG